AUGAAUGAAGGACGACUAGCUCAUCCGCAAUUCAAUCAAUAUAGUUUCAAAGCGGGUGCUUCUACUGUCCAGGCAGAGGCGGCGCCGGCGUUGAACUAUGAGGAUGCUUCUACUCACAAUGCAGCCAAAAAUGCUACCAAGCGAAGUGGCCGCAAGGGGGACCAGACAUAUACAUACUCAAUUCCUCCAGAGCUUGCCGAGGCCGCCCGUUUGGUAGCUGAAGCUUCCCCCCAGCCAGUACCAACCGACUACGGUGUUGACAUCUCGCUCGUGGUAUCGAAAUAUCGCAAGUAUGACAAUAAUGAUACAAACGUCCCGAAACAGAAAUACGUUGAGCCUAAUGGUCUCGAUGGCUACGUGCACACUGGACAACCUGAGGACAGCCCCGAGAUACACACUGAGUUGAAGAAACGUGCCACCACCGACUUCUGGCUUACGCAGAUGGGCGACAGCGGGUCCAGCCCAUAUGCACCGGAUGGGUAUAAAGUAUGGCGAAACGUGAGGGACUAUGGCGCUAAAGGUGAUGGUAUCACGGAUGAUACUGCCGCUAUCAACAAAGCUAUAUCCGAUGGCGGACGGUGUGGAGCAGAGUGUGGUUCUAGCACUAUCUAUCCAGCAUUUGUAUAUUUCCCAGCAGGGAAAUAUCUUGUCAGCUCGCCCAUUAUCCAAUAUUACAAUACGGAGUUCUACGGAAAUCCAUUUGACUACCCAACCAUUCUAGCCGCAUCCAGUUUUGUUGGUCUGGGAGUGAUCACCUCAGACGUGUACACGGGUGACGACACCGAGUGGUAUAUUAAUCAGAACAACUUUUUGAGGUCUAUCCGGAACUUCAAGAUGGACAUUACUCGCACAGAUCCAAAUGCCUAUGUUUGUGCUAUUCAUUGGCAGGUAGCUCAGGGGACGUCCCUGGAGAACAUAGAAUUCUAUAUGAUGCAGGACGGCCUCACCACACAGCAGGGUAUCUACAUGGAGAAUGGUAGUGGCGGAUUCCUAACUAAUCUAACUUUCGUUGGUGGUAAUUUCGGGUACGUCUACGCUUUUUCCCAACGAUGUACCCCUCUAUCUGACCUCCCUUCAGGGCAUACUUUGGCAACGCAGUUUACGAGUACGUCUUUGACAUUCAUGAAUUGCAAAACUGCUUUGCAGGUGCAUUGGGAUUGGGCCUGGACGAUGCAGGACGUGGUGGUCGAGAAUUGUACAAAUGGUAUUGUCAUUGUUGGCGGGGCUGGCGGUCCGAAGAGCACUGGGCAGUCCGUUGGCUCUUUAAUCCUGGUAGAUGCCGUCAUUGCCCAUACUCAAACCGGGAUUGUGACUACACUUCUGGCAGAGAACUCAACGUCCUUUUUACUACAAGGGGUCGUAUUCAUUGAGGUGGACACUGCGAUCCUAGACAGUGCACAGGGAAAGACACUCAUGGCCGGUGGUUCCAAUGUACCAGUAUUUUCCUGGGGAUUCGGACGAGUUGUGACGACAGGUGCUGAGAGCACAUUCUACAACGGCCAGGAUAUUCCCAGAACUAACCGCAGCGUUCCGUUAACAACGAUUGGUUAUAUUGAACCAAACUUUUACUUGCGUCGCCGGCCGACGUACCGAGAUAUUGGCAUGAGUCAAGUGAUCAAUGUCAAAGAUUGGGGUGCAGCAGGAGACGGAAAGACCGAUGAUACUGCGGUCUUGAAUAGCAUCUUAGACCGAGCAGCGAACAUGUCAUCGAUCGUCUUCUUCCCAUACGGUGUCUAUAUCAUCAGAGACACCUUGCGUGUGCCUGUGAAUUCCCGAAUUAUGGGUCAGGUUUGGUCUCAGAUCAUGGCUACUGGACCAAAGUUUCAAGACGAACAAAACCCCCAUAUCGCGGUCCAGGUGGGACAAGUAGGCGACAGAGGCAUAGUCGAAAUCCAGAGCUUAAUGUUCACAGUGUCGGGUCCUACAGCGGGUGCAGUCCUGAUGGAAUGGAAUGUUCACCAAGUCAUUCAGGGUUCUGCGGGAAUGUGGGAUUCACAUUUCCGUGUCGGGGGUGCUACCGGCUCCCAGUUACAGGCGGACGAAUGCCCGAAAGGUUCGGGCGUUGUUCUUCCCGCGUGCAAAGCAGCCUCGCUGUUGCUACACCUCACAUCUCAAUCCUCAGCAUACCUUGAGAACAUAUGGCUCUGGGUAGCCGAUCAUGAUUUGGACCUUCAGGAUCAAGCGCAGAUCGAUGUGUAUUCUGCGAGAGGCCUUCUUGUUGAGAGCCAAGGUCCUACAUGGCUGUAUGGAACUGCAUCCGAGCACAAUGUCCUCUAUCAAUACCAGGUCUCCCAAGCACGAGACCUCUAUAUGGGCAUGAUUCAGACAGAGUCACCUUAUUUCCAAAACGUGCCCCCGGCCCCGUCCCCAUUUUCACCUGGGCUUUUCCCAAACGAUCCCACCUUUUCGGACUGCGACUCCGAUUCGCAGACAUGUCCUGUAUCUUGGGCCCUUCGAAUUAUAGAUUCGACUUCGGUUUACUCAAUGGGAGCAGGCAUUUACAGUUGGUUUUCCGCUUACAGCCAGGACUGCCUUGACACGGAGAGUUGCCAGCAACAUGCGGUCGGAAUCUCCCAAAGCACGAAUACGUGGCUGUAUAAUCUGGUUACAAAGGGUAUUGCUGAGAUGGUGACCCCUACCAAUGAACAUCCCACUCUGUCAGCCGAUAAUGUGAACGGUUUCAUGUCUUCUAUCCUUGCGUGGGUUCGCCUAGCCAAUACCACCAUUGGUGCACGAAAGUUCCCCGGAUUCCAACUUUAUCAGCCCAAAUGGCUUGAUGGUCUCACUGAUACCUGCAAGACCGCCCUCUCCCAGAAGAUCCUCUGUCACCCCUACCUGGAGAUGAAGUUUUCUAAUCCAGGAAUUGGCCAAUACAUCGAUAACAAUACCUUGGCAGAUGAAGUCUGUGAUCAGGGUUGUGGUGAGUCUUUGCAAAUGUGGACGACAAACGUUGCCAACAGCUGUCUCAAUCAGACCAUUGAUGACACCGACCCUGUGGCGGCCGGUGGUUAUAUCUACGCAGGCUACAACUUGACUUGCCUACGGGAUCCACAUACCAAGAAAUACUGUCCAGAUGUACUCUCACACUUUACUAUCGUUGACAGUGUCCGAUCAAUGACGCUAGCAGAAAUGUGCUCGUAUUGUUUCACUACCUCUUUGGAGAUGAGACAAGCCAGCCCCUAUGCGGCCUACACUGACGUGGACAAGGACGCGCUCGAGACUGUUAACGCAGAAUGUGGCCUCUCCGGCCCUACUGAUCUUCACAAGCCGCUAUACACCGAGGACGAGGUCGACAGACCCAUUUGCAUGUCCGGGAUUACGCACACUACCUCGGAGGGUGACACGUGUGAUCUUCUAGCUUAUAAAUACCAUGUCGCCUCCGCAGUCAUUCAGCUCGCCAACCCGAUGCUUGUCAAUGAUUGCAGUGAGCUGAUUCCCGGACGCCAGCUCUGCAUGCCUCUCAGCUGUGAUACCCAGUAUACUCUCCAAGACAAUGAUACAUGUCUGUCCAUUGAAUGGGCGCAGCCGAUUGGGUUUGGUGAAGUCCGAAGAUACAACCCUUGGCUCAAUGUAGAUUGCACGAACCUGCAAACAACCCGCCAGGUUCAUGGAAGUGUGCUCUGCCUUUCGCCCCAGGGUGGAAGCCAUAAUGUGACCGGUACUGGAUCGCCGUGCCCGGGGAUCAGCGACGGAUAUACCAAUGUUGUACAAUAUGCGCCCACUAAUUCUACAAUUGCUAAGGGGACUACGUGCUAUUGCGGGAAGUGGUAUACUGUUCAGCAGGGAGACUCCUGUGCAACAAUCUGUAUCAAGCAGGGGAUCCCAUCAAGUCUUUUCCUGGCUGUUAAUCCGUCAUUGUCGACGAGUGAUUGCGAUACAAGUUUGCAAGUAGGAUAUACAUACUGUGUUGGUCCAGAUACUCAUUGGGAUGACACUGACAACUUUUGGGGCGAGUUUGCUUGCGAGGCAUAUUGA
This is a messenger RNA of Aspergillus niger, 3975 nucleotides long. RefSeq lists its product as uncharacterized. The record is from RefSeq and is a predicted model, not a curated record. Bases 1 to 3975 code for a protein of 1324 amino acids. NCBI's taxonomy places the organism in Eukaryota, Fungi, Ascomycota, Eurotiomycetes, Eurotiales, Aspergillaceae. The transcript has 8 exons.